Oryzias melastigma (Indian medaka) is the source of this 3428-nucleotide messenger RNA. It is a transcript of the gene etnk1, whose product is annotated as ethanolamine kinase 1. Gene Ontology annotation, cellular component: cytoplasm. The coding region runs from base 435 to 1496 and encodes 353 amino acids. The record is from RefSeq and is a predicted model, not a curated record. The transcript is spliced from 8 exons. Lineage: Eukaryota; Metazoa; Chordata; Actinopteri; Beloniformes; Adrianichthyidae. Gene Ontology annotation, molecular function: ethanolamine kinase activity. Gene Ontology annotation, biological process: phosphatidylethanolamine biosynthetic process.
UCAUCAUUUGAACGUGGUGACUCUGUUGAAGGAUUGAUCUGUUACUGACAGAAGAAUUGAUGUUUUGGGGAUAUGGUUUAUGAAAUAGUAGCGACUGUGGCGAUCAGCUGUUAAAUAUACAGUUGUCGGAUCUCUGUUUCGGCUACCCGAUCACCCAACUGUCGGAAAUCAAAUCCAGCUGACGCAAAUCAAAUCCAAAACUCUCCACCGUCGCAAAGUUUGGCGGCAAAGAGGAAGUGACGUAAUAUACAUGCGCGCUAUUAGGGCGUGGUUAGGGAAAGGGGAUCGGGGACUGACAGUGCCUCGCUACUGUGUGGCUGAUAGAAGUCUUAUAUACUUCCACGUUCUCCACGUACUGCCAGACGCUGCGCACUUUGCCGCCCAGACCUGCACCGCAGUCCCGAAAACGCGUUUGAAAACGACACAGCUCCACCAUGGCUAGCUACAUUCAUGUUCCCGACGAGGCGCCCGCUGUGCCGAAAAUAGACACGACGGUUGACGACAGCGACUACAGACCCGGCGCUCUCAUGCUGCUGAAGGAGCUGAGACCGAACUGGAAACCGUCAGAGGUCAAAAUAAAGGUGUUCACUGACGGAAUUACUAAUAAACUCCUCGGCUGCUACGUGGGUCCCAUCUUGCAGGACGUGGUUCUGGUCCGGAUAUAUGGUAACAAAACGGAGCUGCUGGUGGAUCGAGAGAAUGAGGUGAAAAGCUUCCGUGUUCUGCACACACAUCGGUGUGCGCCACAGCUUUACUGUACCUUCAACAAUGGCCUCUGCUACGAGUUUCUGCAAGGAACUGCCCUGGAGCCGGAACACAUCCGCCACCAGCCGGUUUUUAGGUUAAUUGCCAGGCAGCUGGCCAAAUACCAUGCAAUCCAUGCCCAUAAUGGCUGGGUACCCCAGUCUGAUUUAUGGUUGAAGAUGGGGAAGUACUUGGCUCUCAUCUCAAAGUACCACAGGUUGAGCUUGGAGGUUCCCAGUCUGCAGUGCCUCAGAAAAGAACUGGUCUGGCUUCAGCAGUCAUUAACUGUGCUGGGCUCCCCUGUAGUUCUGUGCCACAAUGACCUUCUCUGCAAAAACAUCAUCUAUAACCAGAGGGAAGGAAGUAUAAAGUUUAUUGACUAUGAGUACGCCGGGUACAAUUACCAAGCCUUCGACAUCGGAAAUCAUUUCAACGAGUUUGCUGGUCUGAAUGAGGUGGACUAUAGUUACUACCCAGAGCGCUCCAUCCAGCUGCUCUGGCUCCGCUCCUACCUUGAGGCUUAUAAGGAGCUCAAAGGUCUGGGCAGUGAAGUGACGGACGUAGAGGUGGAGACCCUCUACGUCCAAGUCAACCAGUUUGCCCUGGCUUCACAUUUCUUCUGGGGUCUGUGGGCUCUGAUCCAGGCCAAGUUCUCCACCAUCGACUUUGACUUCCUCGGAUACGCAGUCCUGCGCUUCAACCAGUACUUCAAGAUGAAACCAGAGGCAGCAGCGCUUAGCUUACCCAAAUAAAACAAAAAACUCACCUACUUAUCUUCUUUUCCCUUCUGCGGCACCACUCCAUGACAGCUGCAGAGCUCCCCCUUCAGGGCUCUCACGGGAAGACCGCUCGUCUCCUGGAAAUCCUUCUUAAUCCACCAGGAUCUUAACUUGUAGCCUCACUUUGAUUAUUAACCACUGAUGUUCAGGGCCAGACUGAGCCGUAAAACAUUAACACCAAGUUUGUAAAUGUUGAAUAGACUUGGCUCACUGAUGUAGAAGCAGCUUUUAGGCGUUUUAUUUUGGAGGAGGACCCAAAUGUGGGAGGAGCCCAACAAACACUAGUUGAACAUAAAGCAUCAGGCUGUAAAAAGAAAAAAAGAAAAAGGAAAUCUAAUAGAGACCUCAUCAUCUUUAGUCUGUUUUCACCUAAGUUUCCCAGAAUGCCUUUCACCUGUUGACGCUCCAUCAGAGCAUCAGUUUGUUUGUUUAAUGAUCUUUUUGGACAAUAAGAUAGGAAAAACACAAACAUUCAUUUUAUUUUCAUAUUGGAGUUGGAAUGCCAUGUGACUUUUUUUUCUGAUGUCAAAAUCUGAAGUUUUUCCAAAUCCUGGUGUGGAUUGAAACGGCUGUUGAAAGGAACAUUCCAUGUUGGAUCAGGGCGGGGGGCCCGCUCUCUCUCUGGGCCAGCUUUGUGGAGACCAAACUGUAACGAAUCCUCUUCAAAGUCUGGAACAGUUGAGGAUUGAUUUGAAGUAUUAUAUUUAUAACAGAGUUGAAAAGGUCUGUAUGUUAGGAAAAAAAUCUAAUGGUAUGGACCAUCUGGAAAACCUGGCCUCGAUCUUUGGCGCCUUUUCCGUGAUUUUGUGACGUCACAGAACCGGACAUUCACUGACGUUCACUCCACGCUGCAUUCACUGCACCUCAGAAAUCAGCAUCACAAAGCUGUAACGCUGGUUAUUUAAAAGGCACUCCUUUUUCGGGUGGGGGUGGAGCUUAGUGGCUCCCUUUCAACCCCUCUCCAAAAGAAUUGCUGCUAUGAACGGAGCUGUGAAGACAUGGUUAAUAUGGGAUGUUUGUACUCCAUCCCUUGAUGUUUUGACCAAAGCACGUCACUGCCGACAUUACCUCAGGACGCUGCAACCAGCGGAUUGUUGAGUUACUCCAUUUGAGGAAAAAAGAAAGAUCUAAGGAACCAUUUUAGUGGAAAACUGCAAAUUUUUAAGAUUUUUCAUUGACAUCCCAAACAAAUAUUUAAGUCUUUACAAAAAGUAGAAAUGACUCCUUUUGAGUGUAUUAUUGUCUCGUUACUCUGGGAAAAAAAACAGGUAGAGCUCAACUAAAGGCUUUCAUAUUCCCAAAAAAACAUCAGUAAAGAAAGCAGCGUUCUCUCCCGUGUUCUCACACACAUGGUUUUGAGGUCCUAUCAUUAUGGGAUUGUUCGCGUCUGGAAUGAGUUGGAGAACAGUUUUGUGGGGAGUGGGCUUGUUCCUUUGGCGGAACGGUAACAUGCUCUCGCCACAUUUAGCAUUAAGGAGUUUAUUCAACGUUAAUGUUUGUUUUCUAUCGUUCUACCUGCUAGUAACAUUUCCAACUUGGAAACAUUUAAAGAAAGAUUCACUGGACUACCACCUUUCAGCUGGUAUUUCCUGUUCUCCAGCCACUGUAGAAUAUGUGUAUAUGUACGGGAAUAACAUGCAGUCGUGUACAUAGUUUGUUUUUUUUUAAUGUGAAAAAAAAAAUGUUUGAAGAAACUGCAAAAACUUUAUUUGCAGUUUAUUGCUGCAACAUCAAACUUACUUUUAUUUUUGCAAACUAUAGUUUAAGUUGUACUUAAGCUUUUUGUGAUCAGGCACAUAGCAUUAAAUAUAUCUGAAAGAUUUGGUUUAUAAUGUAUCUUUUAACUAUGCUUUGGGUUUUAUUUGUAUGUUUUAUCUAAAAGUUGUUUAAAUAAAGUUUCUGAUU